UGCGGCAACGUGCGGCAACGUCACUGUGACCUCACAGACAUGGCUGCGGCCGGUAGCAGUUGAAGCGGGAUCGCUUCCGUUUCCAGAAAAGUGGGAAGUUAACUGUUUAACUCGGUUUUUCAUCGCCCCGGCGGGGGACGAGCGGCUGCGAAAUGGAGUCGGAGAGGCCAACCAAGCUGGAGUUUUCAGUUCAGAUGACAUGCGACACCUGUGCGGAUAAAGUCAGAGCUGCCCUCGAGGGUCGAACAGGGGUGAAGUCUGUCACCAUUGAUGUCAGUAGGGAGGAGGUGCUGGUGGAGUCUGGCCUGAACAGUGCCGAGGUGCAGGCUCUGAUAGAAAGUACCGGACGCAGGGCGGUACUGAAAGGCAUCGGAGGAUCGGCGCAAGAUCUGGGUGCAGCGGUGGCCAUGCUGGCCGGUGUCGGAAAGAUCCAGGGGGUGGUGCGUUUCCUGCAGUUAUCUGAGGAGCGUUGCUUGAUUGAUGGGACCGUUGAUGGGUUGAAGCCUGGACUCCACGGCCUCCAUGUUCACGCUCUGGGGGACCUCACACAGGACUGCAGCAGUUGCGGAGAGCACUAUAACCCCUUUGGAAGCCAACAUGGCGGUCCAGGGGACUCAGAAAGGCAUGUAGGUGAUCUGGGCAACAUUGUUGCCGGAGCAGAUGGCAGAGCCUCAUUUAGACUAGAAGACAGUCAGCUAAAGGUGUGGGAUGUGAUUGGCCGAUCGCUGGUAGUGGAUGCUGGGGAGGACGACCUGGGACGAGGCAGUCACCCUCUCUCCAAGCAGACUGGAAACUCUGGGGAAAGGCUGGCCUGUGGGAUCAUCGCCCGAUCUGCAGGCCUUUUCCAAAAUCCCAAACAGAUAUGUGCCUGUGACGGGGUCACGCUGUGGGAGGAGAGAGACAGGCCGAUAGCUGGGAAAGGUCGAAGCAAGGCCAACACGGAGACACUGGCAGCACACCUGUGAACCUCGGACACAAGCACUAAUGCCAGUGUGAACAGAGGGAGCAUCUCAAAGAGAAAUGGAGGGGACAUUUGUCGACAGAGGGUCAGAGCUGAAGCGAGGAAGACAGAGCACUUAGCAGUAUGUUUCAAGACAGCUGGGAGGACAACCAAAGAAAAAUGGCCUUAUUUUUCUUGAAAUUUUUCUCCGUGAUAAAAUCAAAUGCUCCCGCUGUCGCACUUAGUGUCCUCUGUGGGUCUAAAUGCACUAAAGCAAAUUAAAACAGGCUGGGACUUCGUAAAAGUCACCUCUGAUUAGCUGGAUGUGUGCUAAUGUUGUUAUAUGUUUGCAUAACCAUUGGCCUCUGACAACUGUCUCAUCACCGUCUGAAUUGAUGUGCCUGUAAGAUCUGAGGUAUCCAUGUACUGUGUACUAAUGGGGGGGGAAAAAAGCCCUUCAAUUUGCCAUGACAGUUUCUAAAUUAACUAUGGAAGCCUCCUAAAAUCAGUAGUAGUCAAAAAAAAAACCAAAAAACAAUUACACUGCUAACGUCCUGCUACUCUCACAUCAGCUAACUCUCCCAACAAGGGGUACUCGUACACCUGUGGAUACGUGGAAACAUUAUGGAGCAGCUCAGCUAAUUGGGGGAAAAAAAUAAGUUAUGAUUUGGUAUAAAAUAUAUCCGCAUACUUCAGUUUAGGAGAGAAAAAAAUCAACACACAGAUAGGAUUACAAAACGGUAUGAUGCUGAAAUUUAUUAUAUUUACUGUCACAAUAACUAGGACAACUGUACAGCGCGCCUCCACCUUAGGUCAGUUGUAACACCAAGUGUUGUGAUUGAAAAUGUGUAAAAAGUAGUUAGAAUGCAAAGAGAAAAGGUUGAAAUAAACAGCUAAAAGUAAUAGAUAAAUGACCGAAACAUCGGCCCCUGUAAGAGGUAGUAAUAUGAAUACAAGCUUGACCAAACUUUGUGG
Messenger RNA from Xiphias gladius (swordfish), 1915 nucleotides. RefSeq names its product copper chaperone for superoxide dismutase-like. NCBI's taxonomy places the organism in Eukaryota, Metazoa, Chordata, Actinopteri, Istiophoriformes, Xiphiidae. The transcript is spliced from 8 exons. Bases 153 to 965 code for a protein of 270 amino acids. Gene Ontology annotation, molecular function: copper ion binding. The record is from RefSeq and is a predicted model, not a curated record. Gene Ontology annotation, biological process: removal of superoxide radicals.